AUGAGCCAAAGCCAGCGUUCUCAGGAUCAACUGUCACGAGAUGAACCGGAACCGGUUAAACCAAUUAGGAGCUAUUCAAACCGUAAGAAGCGUAGCAGCACUGGCUAUAAGCCGCUCCGUCCAAUGUCACGUGAAGAAGUAAGAGCUUAUUUUAAAAGAAAAGUAUAUUCAGGAUAUAUUGAGGGGGCAAUGCUGAUUUACGAAGCUAAACAAAAACCACAGUCCUGA
Macrosiphum euphorbiae (potato aphid) is the source of this 228-nucleotide messenger RNA. NCBI's taxonomy places the organism in Eukaryota, Metazoa, Arthropoda, Insecta, Hemiptera, Aphididae. The record is from the annotation of a GenBank genome assembly.